AUGCUCCGUGCCCAAGGCGACGAUCUUGAACCAUUUGAUUCGGAGAUAGAACGUACCUUCAGACGAAGACGCAAGGAAUACAAACAAAAACAGCAACAUCAAAUGGCUGACAAUCAACAAAUCCAUAUCCCUAUUCAGUCGAUUGGGCAAAUGGCCGCAAGAGUGGUGGCACCACCGGAACAACAGCAUGAACGAAGGGAAAUAAAUGAAAGUGAUUUGCCAGUAUCAAUGUUCCUGACACCUAUUGCAGCACCCAUGCGCUCCAGUGUCGUAUAUCCAGAUUUUAGGGUGAAUAACUUUCAGAUCAGGCCAAAUUGGAUUAACUUGAUGAGCAACACCUUGCAAUUCUACGGGCUACCUCAAGAGAAUCCAAACACGUAUAUUUCUAGAUUUCUCAGAAACUGUCAGAACUUUCAUGCUCCGGGAGUCAAUGAAGAUGCUAUUAAAUUACGACUAUUCCCAUUUACAUUGAGAGAUGCUGCAUUGGAGUGGUUAGAUGCUGAGCCUCACGCUAGCAUUACUACAUGGGAAGAACUAAUCAGGAAGUUCUGUAAUAAAAUUUUCCCACCAGCGAGGGUAGCUAAAAUCAGAUUAGAAAUUCAGACUUUUCAACAGAAAGAGGGAGAAAGCUAUCACGAAGCAUGGAAUAGGUUUAAUGAGUUGAUGAGAAAAUGCCCAAACCAUGGAAUUACUAUAGGUAAUCAAGUCCAGUACUUCUACACUGGACUUACACCACUGUCAAAAUCUCAAGUCGAUGCCUCAGCUGGAGGAUCAAUUAUAGGAAAAUCUGUGCAGCAAACCAUGGAACUGUUUGAGUUGAUUGCCACUACACAUUCCAUGUUCUCAUCGGAAAGAGUGGCGCCACCGAAGACAGGAGGAAUGUAUGAGUUAGACAGCGCAGCAGCUACCAACGCCCAAAUAGUGGCAUUGACAAAACAAGUGGAGUUAUUGGUGAAAUCACAAACGAAAGGAACACAUGCAGUGACAGCUGGUCCAUCAUGCGAGAACUGUGGGGCUAAUCAUCGGACAGAAAACUGCACAUCUAUAGGCUAUCCCGACGAGCAGGUCAAUUUUAUUCAGAAUGGGUCUCGAAAUCUUAAUCUAUUUGCUCAAACAUACAACCCAGGAUGGAGACAGCACCCAAAUUUCAGAUGGUCAGAUAAUCAACAAGGGAACAGUUCAAAUAAUGCCCAACAAGAGAAAAAACCAAGUUUGGGGGAGAUGUUCAACCAGUAUAUGCAGAAGACUGACAAGGUGUUUCAGCAGAUUGACACUAAUUUUCAGAAUCAGCAAGCACCAAUCAAGAAGUUGGAAACACAAAUUGGUCAAAUAGCUCAACAGCUUGCAGAACGCCCACAAGGGACAUUGCCAGGAAAUACAAUGGUCAAUCCAAAAGAGCAAGUGCAAGCUAUAACUACCAGGAGUGGGGUGCAACUUCCAGAAAUUCAUGUGAAGAGACCUGAGCGAAAAGAAAAGGAAAAAAUGGGUGAAGAGGCUGGGAAAGAAAUAGAGUUUGAACAACCAACUGACAAGGAAAACGAAAGGAAGGAAACACCUGCAGUGAGAGCACCCAGCCCCGUGAAGGCUUAUGUGCCACCAAUUCCAUUCCCUCAAAGGUUACAAAGAAAGAAGUUGAAUAAUCAGUUUGCCAAGUUUGUGGAGAUUUUCAAGAAAUUGCACAUCAAUAUUCCUUUUGCAGACGCAAUUGCCCAAAUGCCCAGCUAUGCAAAAUUCUUGAAAGAGAUCCUAUCUAACAAAAGGAAGUUGGAAGAACAUGAGAUAGUAUGCUUGAACGAGGAGUGCAGUGCCAGUGUUAAUUUGAUGCCUCUCUGUUUACAGGUCUCUUGGAUUAGGAGAAGCAAAACCUACAACAAUCUCGUUGCAACUCGCAGACAGAUCGAUCAAACGACCAAAGGGAAUUAUUGA
This is a messenger RNA of Olea europaea var. sylvestris, 1926 nucleotides long. RefSeq lists its product as uncharacterized. NCBI's taxonomy places the organism in Eukaryota, Viridiplantae, Streptophyta, Magnoliopsida, Lamiales, Oleaceae. The transcript has 2 exons. The record is from RefSeq and is a predicted model, not a curated record. Bases 1 to 1926 code for a protein of 641 amino acids.